UGAACAUCCGACCAAUGGUAAACGCUUCCGGGUUGUGACGUGGGCCGUGUUGUGUUGUCAUACUUGAGGAAGAUGUCAGCGCACGAUCACUUGUCUUUUUGUCUGUGCGAUUUAAUCAGGUUACUGUGGUCACUGCUGUUGCCAUGUUUCUAUCUGAGUCUUGCGCUGACUGCCGUCCUCUUCCUCUUCAUCACGGGAGUGAGGACAUGGCUGCAGAUGAAGAGGAAGAGCAGGAGAGCUCAGGACGAGCGGCCCGCUGUGGCCUUCUUCCACCCGUACUGCAAUGCAGGAGGAGGAGGAGAGAGAGUGCUGUGGUGUGCUUUACGCGCUCUUCAAAACAGGUACAAAGAUGUGUCCUUCGUGGUGUACACAGGUGAUCAGGGUGUGAUGGCUGAUGAGAUUUCAGAUAGAGCGUGGCGGCGCUUCAACAUCAAACUGCCCCGAGACGUUAAGUUUGUGUUCCUGAAGCACCGUCUCCUGGUGGAGGCCAAACUUUACCCGCACUUCACCCUUCUGGGGCAGAGCGUGGGCUCCAUCUUCCUGGGCUGGGAGGCCUUGACCGAGUUUGUUCCAGACCUCUAUAUCGACUCAAUGGGAUAUGCCUUCACCCUGCCGGUGUUCCGUUAUCUGGGUGGAUGUCACGUGGGAAGCUAUGUGCACUACCCAACCAUCAGCACUGAUAUGCUGUCAGUGGUUCGAGAAAGAAACCCAAGGUUCAAUAAUGUAGACUACAUCUCGAGUAACCCUGUACUGAGUGCCAUCAAAGUGAUCUACUACUGUGUCUUUGCUCUGCUGUAUGGCCUGGCCGGCUCCUGUAGCGAUGUAGUCAUGGUGAAUUCCACCUGGACUUUGGGUCACAUCCUGGCUCUGUGGCGCGCUCCUAGCCGCACCACUGUGGUCUAUCCACCCUGCGACGUUCAGGCCUUCAUGAACAUCGAGUUUGAGGAUGAGGAUGAAGAGAAGGAGAGAAAGAAGUGUCAUACUCUGGUCUCCGUGGGUCAGUUCCGGCCUGAAAAAGACCAUCAGCUGCAGAUCAAGGCUUUUAGAAAGCUGCUGGACAGGAGGGGGGCGGAGCCUGCCAUUAAGCUGGUGCUGAUCGGUGGAUGCCGUAACCAGGAAGAUGAAGACAGGGUUCAGAUGCUGAAGGGACUGUGUCUGGAUCUUGGUGUGGCAGAUAGGGUGGAGUUUAAACUCAAUAUCCCAUUUGAAGAACUGAAGAAAGAAUUAACAGAUGCCACGAUCGGGCUGCACACAAUGUGGAACGAACAUUUCGGCAUUGGUGUGGUGGAGUGUAUGGCUGCAGGAACGAUCAUCCUGGCUCACAAAUCCGGCGGUCCGAAACUGGACAUUGUAGUCCCCUAUGAUAACGGUCCGACUGGCUUCCUGGCGGACGAUGAAGACAGUUACGCAGACGCCAUGGAACGAAUCCUUUCCAUGAGCCCUGCGGCUCGAUUAGAGAUCCGACAGCGGGCACGUCAGUCCGUCAGCCGCUUCUCAGACCAGGAAUUCGAAGCCUCGUUUCUUUCAGCCGUGAAGCCUCUAAUGUCAACACUAGGACUGUGAGGGACAGAGGAGGGGGUCACGGUGUAGUUCAGUCUAGCUCAGCACGUGCUGACUCCGUAGCGCUUCAUACCUGCCUGUCUUGUGAACAUUCGCUCUUUAAGUAACAGCACUGAGGUAAGGUAAAAGCAUCAUGGGAAAUGCUAGUUCUGGCGAGGAGCACCUUUCGCUUUAACUUAACGACAGAUUGAAUGACGGAUUGCUGCAAAUGAACAGAAAGCGGAAGAUUUUGUUUCGUUUAAAUGCAAACAUGCUGUUUUUUCUUCAUAUGUUUUAUAUGUACAUUAUAUAUGAUAGAGUAGUAAUGUACUAGCUAUGUUUUUUAUUGCAACAGGUUUUAGUGGGUUACACAACAAGACUAAUGAAUCGAAAAGGUUGUUUCUAGGAAGAUUCGAUAUAUGCUAGCGGUUUACGUUCUUCUUUUUUUUUUCUUUAUACAAUAAAUUAUAUUUGAGUGGUGAUCUGGAAAAAUAA
This is a messenger RNA of Puntigrus tetrazona (Sumatra barb), 2034 nucleotides long. RefSeq names its product ALG11 alpha-1,2-mannosyltransferase (gene alg11). The record is from RefSeq and is a predicted model, not a curated record. Gene Ontology annotation, biological process: protein N-linked glycosylation. The coding region runs from base 73 to 1563 and encodes 496 amino acids. The transcript is spliced from 5 exons. Gene Ontology annotation, cellular component: endoplasmic reticulum membrane. Lineage: Eukaryota; Metazoa; Chordata; Actinopteri; Cypriniformes; Cyprinidae. Gene Ontology annotation, molecular function: GDP-Man:Man(3)GlcNAc(2)-PP-Dol alpha-1,2-mannosyltransferase activity.